Molecule: messenger RNA, 7761 nt
Organism: Mesocricetus auratus (golden hamster)
Lineage: Eukaryota; Metazoa; Chordata; Mammalia; Rodentia; Cricetidae
Gene: Ccdc93
Product: coiled-coil domain containing 93
Exons: 24
Coding region: 156-2045 (629 amino acids)
Biological process (GO): Golgi to plasma membrane transport
Source: RefSeq, a predicted model, not a curated record
CCGCCCUAGUGCGCAUGCUCCGCGGGGCCACGGUUCUCCGACCGGCUGUGGUAGUGUCAGCUCCUGUGAAGGAAGUUUCCGCUUUGCACCCCACCCGGAUCACAGUUCGGUUGUAGGACCGGCUCCCUCCGGCUCCACAUCAGCGCAUCCGGAUCAUGGGGUUGCCCAAGGGGCCGGAGGGCCAGGGGCUCCCGGAGGUGGAAACGAGAGAAGAUGAAGAACAGAACGUCAAGUUGACUGAAAUUCUGGAGCUCUUGGUUGCAGCUGGGUAUUUCAGAGCAAGAAUCAAAGGCUUGUCUCCUUUUGACAAGGUAGUAGGAGGAAUGACAUGGUGUAUCACCACUUGCAACUUUGAUGUGGAUGUGGAUUUGCUCUUUCAGGAAAACUCUACAAUCGGUCAGAAAAUAGCUCUAUCGGAAAAGAUUGUCUCAGUUCUCCCAAGGAUGAAGUGUCCCCACCAGCUGGAGCCCCACCAGAUCCAGGGCAUGGAUUUUAUUCACAUAUUCCCUGUUGUGCAGUGGCUGGUGAAGCGAGCUAUAGAAACAAAGGAAGAAAUGGGUGACUACAUCCGCUCCUAUUCUAUAUCCCAGUUCCAGAAGACCUACAGCCUCCCGGAGGAUGAUGACUUCAUAAAGAGAAAAGACAAGGCCAUCAAAACCAUUGUUGACCUCUCAGACACUUACAAGCCCCGUCGCAAGUAUAGGCGGCAGCAGGGAGCAGAGGAGCUGCUGGACGAGGAGUCCCGAGUCCACUCCACGCUUUUGGAAUAUGGCAGGAGAUAUGGAUUUAGUCGUCACAACAAAACAGAGAAGGCUGAGGACAAGAAAACAGCUCUUGCUGCAGGGCUGUCGGCCACAGAGAAAACAGAAGCUCAUGAAGAAGAUGAGCUUCAAGCAGCUGAAGAGCAACGUAUUCAGUCACUGAUGACCAAGAUGACUGCCAUGGCAAAUGAGGAGAGCCGUCUCACCGCAAGCUCCGUGGGCCAGAUCGUGGGUCUCUGUUCUGCUGAGAUCAAGCAGAUUGUGUCUGAGUACGCAGGGAAGCAAUCUGAACUGUCUGCUGAAGAAAGUCCAGAAAAAUUAGGAACUUCCCAACUUCAUCAGCGGAAAGUCAUUUCCUUGAAUAAGCAGAUUCUGCAAAAGACCAAACAUCUGGAAGAGCUGCAAACGAAUCAUUCCAGCCUCCAAGCCAAGUACAGUGACACGAAGAAGACACUGACAGAGCUGAAGAGUCAUGGUGAGAAGCUAGACAAAGAGCAGGCAGCCCUGGAGAAAUUGGAAGCCAAAGCUGACCCGAGCAUUCUACAGAGUCUAAGAGCACUCGUAGCCAUGAAUGAAAACCUGAAAAGCCAGGAGCAGCAGUUUAAAGCACACUGCCGGGAGGAGAUGGCUCGGCUACAGCAGGAAAUUGAGACCCUGAAGGCUGAGAGAACACCGGGUGAGAAGACUGUCUCCGAUGGAGAGCCACAGGGUGCCCUGACCCCCACCAUGACUCACAAUGAGGACCUGGACAGACGGUACAACAUGGAAAAAGAGAAGCUGUACAAGAUCCGCUUGCUACAGGCGCGAAGAAAUCGGGAAAUAGCGAUUUUGCAUCGCAAGAUUGACGAAGUGCCCAGUCGAGCCGAGCUGAUACAGUAUCAGAAGCGAUUUAUUGAACUCUACCGUCAGAUUUCUGCGGUGCACAAGGAAACCAAGCAGUUCUUCACUUUGUACAACACCCUGGACGACAGAAAAGUUUAUCUGGAAAAGGAGAUUAGCCUGCUUAACUCAAUCCACGAGAACUUUUCACAAGCCAUGGCCUCCCCUGCUUCCCGGGACCAGUUUUUAAGGCAGAUGGAACAAAUCGUCGAAGGCAUUAAACAAAACAGGAUGAAGAUGGAGAAGAAGAAACAGGAGAACAAGAUGCGAAGGGACCAGCUGAAUGAUCAGUACCUGGAGCUUCUGGAGAAGCAGCGGCUCUACUUCAAGACUGUGAAAGAAUUCAAAGAGGAGGGCCGAAAGAAUGAGCUACUGCUGUCCAAGAUCAAAGCCAAGGCCUCCUGAACACCCAUCUCCAUUUCCGUAUGUUGUUGAAAUGUUUUAAAUGGCAUGUAUAGACUACAGGAUCCUGAAACGGUUCUGGAAGUGAUGUUGGAGAGAUGCUGCAGGAAGAUUGACUUCAAGUCUCUGGAUGGAUGUUUUCUUUCUCCUAUUUGUUUCCUUCCAUCUCUCCUGGCUACAGCUGGUGGACUCAGAGUGACACCAUGGCUUGGCUGACACCUGAACCCUAUGAAGAAACAGGGGCAAUGCUCAUUCACUCUGUCCGUUCAACUUUCUUCUCCAGUAACACUGCAUUUAUGAAGGUACAUGGAUUUGUAUGGGCCCUGAGAAUAAAAAGCUUAUGUUCAGCAAGUAUUAACUGAGCAGUGCUGAAAAAUGGGCCCUGAGGUAAAUGUAGCAGAAGAGAGAGCAUUGUCCCUUCUCCUCUGACACAUAGCAGGGGCCAGAGAACAGAUUCAGCCCACCUGACCCCUAAGCUCGUCCCUUGUAAUGUUUCAGAAGGCUGCUGAGUGAGCAACCAGCCCAUUCAUGUUGCUGGCUUUGGCCGUGCACCUACCGUUGUGCCUUUUGUUCUGGCUUCCCACAGUGCAUACAGACUGUAGGCUAGGCUGACAUGCAGAGCAAUUACCCACAGGUAUAGAGAUGGAAGCAGGUGAGGUUUGGGUUUACGAGAGUUCACCUGUCUGUGUUGAGAAGACUGAUAUAAAGUAACUAUGAUGGGUUUUGGAAAUGGGAACCCUUCAUCUGGAGCCAUGCCUCUCAAGUGGUUCCUUUGGCAUGGCUGUAGGUGUGUCCAGCCCUCGGGCUGCAUGUGGUCAAGGAUAGCUGUCAGUGUGACUCAGUGUCAUUCCUUUAAUCCUGCAAACCACCCAGGUUCACUUGAUGCAAAUGCCCUUCCACUGGGGGCACUUCAAUAAGAAUUGAAGUUUUCCAUACCCAGAUGGGUCCAUGUUCCUACACUGCCGUUGUCAGGGUCUAAGGAUACUGUUCGGUACUGUUGGGGCAGACGUGGGGAAAGACACCAGGUUCUGAGCAUGGAGGCAAAGUGUGUUUGUGCAUGGGGACACAAGGACUCCAUGGAGGAAACAGCAUUUGAGCUAGAUCUAAAGGGAGUAGGAUGUUAGCUGAGAUGGGAGGGAGGGCCUUUAGUAGCCCCUAACACUUUGGUUUUAGACUCUGGAAAGAACAGGCCAAAGCAAUUGCAGAGUACUCCCUGCAGCCAUCAGGAAUCCAGCAACUGGGCCAUGCUCAGUAAGCCCCAGUGUGAGGUUUGUGCUCCAUUCCGCAUCAGUUUGGCACACACAUGAUCUGAGCAGCAGGUUGUGGCCAUUUGACAGAAGCAUAACUACGUGAGACAGGUGGGGCAUUGGGCAGUCACAGAAGCACGGUUCAUUUUUUGUUUCCUAAUGUGUGUGAUUAAGAGGCAUGAGUCACACAGACUUAGAGGAAAGAGGUGCUAGGGCCCAGUUGCCGGAGUGCAUCACGUAAACCAGGAAUGGUAGAGCAUACUUGUGAUCCUAGCUUUCAGGAAGUAGAGUCAGGAGGAUCCGGAAAUCAAGGCCAAACAGCAAGCUGGAAGCCAGCCUGGACUACAUCAGACUUUGUUUCCCAUGCAGGCUUAAUAGUGUCAUGGGUUCCUGAACCAGGGUCCCUGAGCUGUGGUGAGCUGGGUAGGAACAAGCAUCACUCCCCUGUGCCAGCACACCUCCUAGUGAGCUAUGUGUGCACCUCUACCUCACUGGGACCUAUGGGCACAGAAACAUUGUGAAAAAGCUCUACUGAAGUAAAUCCUUGUAAAAUGAUAAUGAUGUUAAUAAAAGUAAAGUAGUGCCCUGAGCGGGAAGAUGGCAUCUUGACUGUAUUAGAGCUAUUACAGUUCAGAGGAGAGGGCCAUCUGUCUGUCUUGUCUCGAGAAGAAGCUCAUUCACGCUAAUGUCAGUGCUGGACCACAGGUGUAGAAAGGGAUGUGGGAGCAGGUGAGGGUCAAGGUUUCUGGAGUCCACUAUCUGUGUCUGGGAGGGAAGUAUGGAAUAACUGAUCUAAAACAACCAGAAUUGGUUUUGGAAAUGGAAACCUUUAUUUGGUAUUGUUUCUGGGGAGUUCCUUUUGGUAUAGUUGUAAGCCUAUUCAACCACAGGCUGCCUGUAGCCAAGGAUAGCUGUGAAUGUGACCCAACACAAAAUUGUAAAGUAAUUUAAAACACUGAGGUUCUUUCCCCUCUGUUUUUUUAAACUCUAUUACACUGUGUACUCUGUGUAAACUUUGAUAGAUGACAGUAUCCUUUUAAAAUACUGAAAGGUUGGUAACACUUGGUAGAGAGAAAUUAGUAGAUACCUUGUCCCAUUUUUUAAUCCACAUGGCUUAAUAUAGGUGAUGAGAAGUUCGUGUUACUAGAUCUACAGUACCAGGUAUGAACUCCCUCCUGAGGAGGAGGCCACAGAUCUGAACAAAAUACAGCUGGUACCCCAUGACAGGCAUGCUACUCUUAUACCAGUGCUCACCUCUUGCCUGGCUGGUUGGCAUUGUAGUGUGCAAGUUCAUAGCUGGUAAGACUGCUGAUGACUCCCUCCCCACAGCUGUUGUAUAGUACCUGCCACUAUGAAAGCUAGCCAAUAGGGAGGGAGCUUCUAGCUCAGAACUAUUUUGAUUUCUCUAUGUCCUACUACUAAAGUAGUAGUGUCUAGUUCUAGAACCAUCUAGUUCUGGUGGUCAAUUGAACCCUCUUUGAAUUAUGCUACAGAAGCCAACACUAAGAAUCUGACAUUUGCUUCUAACAUCCUGAAACACAGGACAGCACCUUUGUGGGUAAUUCCCAUCAUGAAGUAGGCUGAAGAGAUUUCCUGAGGGCCUUGGUUAUUACAGAAUCUACCUGGAGAGGUGGAAGGGAGGGACCUACCAGGGCAGUGUCUUCUGUGCCCAGAUGUGGUGUAUAGCAUUGUGUUCUGAGCCUAGUGGCUUUUACCAGAAUCUAAGACAGUGGAGAAACAUCUGUAAGUGACUUUUUUUUUUUUCUGUGUACACUUUAAGAGAAACCCGAUUCAGAGCAGUGAGACUGUUCACAGGGCUGGCGCCUGGUGCCAUGCAUUCUUAGGAGCAGUCUCCAGGUCAGGAGCUGCCUUCACUUCCACUUGCUUCUCAUGGAGUAACUUGGGGUGCUCUGGUUAUGAUCAAGCUCAGAGCAGCUGUGAGCUGGACAGGAAUAAGGUGGUAGUGAAAGGUCUAGGAUGAUGUGGGGAUACCCUGUUAUUCCCCCAUGUUCAAUAUUAGUCAGCCAGCAGCACAUAGUACCAUAGAACAGCUGCCAACUGAAUCCAAAGGGUGGUGUGUUUUCUACUGAAGCAGAGUCCAUGUUGGGCAUAAGCUCCUGAUCUUGAGGAUGGGUGUGGGGUCGUAGCCCUUGGUUCAGGAACAGUGAAGACACAGACUGGUGUCACCAGGAAGGGCCUUUCCUCUCCCAACUGUCCCUGGAAACCUCUCAAAACCUUGAGGAAAACAUGGGGCAGGUCCUCCAACAGCCCUCCUACUACCUCACAAAGUGCCAUUCCCAUGGAUUGUCACUUUGACAGACUCAUCUUGUCUAUCUUGAGUAAAGUAGACACUACUUGAAGCAGUAUCUGGAACACCCAGCCUGACCUGCAGCCUGUACAUUCUGCAUUCCUUCUGCCUCCCCAGGUGAUGGAUGGUCAGUUUAAGGGGACCGAGCAUUCCUAGCAAUAACUUCUAACGGCGACCGAGACUUAUGAAGGUUCAGGCGGUUGAAUUGAAAUAUGCUCUGAGAAAUACUGUCAGGGAGUGUUGUGUGAUGUGUUCAUUUUCCAGGGUUUGUCACCAAGAAAAAGAACACCCGAAUGCAGAGCAGUACAAUGAAGAGUGACAUGGGUGCCAUUGUCUGUUCUUGCAGCUGAGCAUGGCCAGAGGAAGAGCCUUACGAGAUGCAUCUUAGAGUCAGCCAUGCUCUCCCUUCUAGCGGCAGCGACAGCAGGCCGAAAUUGUACAUAAAAAGCAACAGAGAACUGGGGAGAUGGCUUAGCCAGUAAAGUGCUUGCCUUGCAAGCAUGAGGACCUGAGUUAGGAUCCCCAGCAACCAUAUAAAAAGCCAGGCAUAGCCAUAUGCUCCUACAUUCCCAGCACUAGAGAGGCAGAGACAGAAGGAUCUCUGGGCCUCACUGACCAGCCAGACUAGCUGAAUUGGUAAACAUCAGAUUCAGUAGGAAACCUGUCUCAUAAAAUAAGGUAGAGAGCAAUCAAGAAGACCUCUGAAUUGACCUCUGGCCUUCAGAUACACAGGCUUAUACAUGCACACACACACACACACACACCAUACACAUAUAGAACAUGCAUAUACAAAAAAGUAAUGCAUGUUUUUCCAUCUUCUCAGAAUAAAUGUGAUGUAUAAGAUCAUGAGCAGGGUGUUAGUACGUAAUCUGCAGUGUGUUUGACACCAUGGGGAGUUACUCCUGUAUCCUCAUCAUCCUGUAUCAGUUUCCUAAAUGGACCACGCUCACCCUUCAUGGAUAUUUUCCUCAUUUGCCCUCUGACUAGGAUUCUGUCCUCUCUGAUUUUGGGCAGUGGCUUUCAAUGAUCACUUGUGUGUUCCCUUUUAUAUUGGCUUCCUGGUCAUAUUACAGUCCACCCACCACAUCCCUGUUGUCUGUCCUAAUGACGCAUGGCACUGCUGAAGGCUCCAAGUCCUUUUCAGGGUCUGCAUCUUCCCUCUGAAAUGUGGAAGGGCAGCAGAAGCAGGGACCUUGCCCACCUCACUGUGGUUCCUCAGGCGGUGAGAACAUUCCACUUGGCUAAGUCAGUUCCCCAAACUGUGUCUUUACAUCCUUUAGUAGCAAAAUACAGAUUUAACCUAAUCCAUGCCCAGGUUGACACAGUAGGGCUGUUCUAGUCAGCAGCAUUAGAGAAGUUCUCUAAGGAGUGUGUUCCUUAGUCGCUAACCUUGAAGGGUAGAGUGGAAAGCGUUUUCCAGAAGUUUCCAACUUUUAGCCAAGAUGUUCAGUACUGUGGCAGGGAGGGCACAUUAAGUCAGAUAGGAUCAUGUGUAUGUUCUUCCUUCAAAUAUGGCAGAUGAAUCUUAGCCACAUGAAUCCAAGAAAAUGAGUGGUGCCCUACAACUGUGGGCGGCGGCAGCACCCCACACAGUGAUGGCAGAGCUAUAAGCCUACAGCCUCCUUGGAGAACAAUUGAAUAUGUGUAUCACAAGCCCAAGCCUUUUGAACCAGCAGUGCCAUGUCUAGGAACUUUUCUUAUAUACAGAAACUUUUAUUAAAGCAAUGUUUGUAAUAACAAAAAGUUAGAAACCAUCAUUAAUUCAGAACAGGGGUGAAAAAGCAUGGCCCAUCUCUACAAUGGGGCAUUUUGCAGACAGUUAAGAGAAUAGAUCUGCGGUAUGUAUUGCUGGGGAAUGUUCACAGAUCUUGGAGCCACAUGGUUAAGCGGGAGAAGAAAGCAUGCAUGAAAUGCUAGUGUUUGGAAUAGAGACAAAUACGUGUGUUGUAGGUGUGUGUAUGCAUAUAUGUGUGUGCAUAUACUCACACAAAUGCUUGUGAUGUGUCAGCCUGCCCAUGCCUAGAGUGUCCCUGUAGGCUAGCAACCUUGGUUGCCUCUUGGAAGAAGGUGGGAAUGACUUUUCACCACUUGUCUUUUGUAUUCUGGAAUUUUGUACCAUGUACAUGCAUUAUCUAUUCAGAAAUAAAUAGUUUUUGAAGUUUAA